Molecule: messenger RNA, 1080 nt
Organism: Erigeron canadensis
Lineage: Eukaryota; Viridiplantae; Streptophyta; Magnoliopsida; Asterales; Asteraceae
Product: S-norcoclaurine synthase 1-like
Exons: 4
Coding region: 1-1080 (359 amino acids)
Source: RefSeq, a predicted model, not a curated record
AUGGAAGAAAAUACGGAUGAGAUAAUUCACAGAUCAGAAUAUGGUGGUUCAAUUCCUGUUGAUAAUGUACAAGCUCUUGCAUCUAAAGACUUGAAAGAUAUUCCCAUUCGUUACAUUCGACCAGAGAUUGAGUCUGAAGAGGUAUUAACCGAUGAGUCACUGCAGAUUCCAGUGAUUGACAUUAGCAAACUUAUUGUUGCAGGACAACCUGGCUAUGAUGAUGAACUGGCAAAACUUCAUGUUGCUUGUAAAGAUUGGGGAUUUUUCCAGUUGAUAAAUCAUGGGAUAUCAGAAACUAUUGAUGCAAUGAAGGAGGUUACAAAAGAGUUUUUCAAGCUGCCAUUAGAGGAAAAGAUAAAAUAUGCACAAAUUUCAAGUAGUAUCGAAGGUUACGGUCAAGCAUUUGUUGUAUCUCAAGAACAAAAACUUGAUUGGGGUGACAUGCUCUUCCUCUUACCCUUGCCAGUUCCUCAAAGGAACAUGAGAUUUUGGCCCCAAAAUCCCAAUUCAUUUAGGACAACCUUGGAUGAGUACUCCAGCAAAUUAUAUGGCCUUUCGAUAAAACUAUUUGAGCUAAUAUCUAUAAACCUUGGAAUUAAAGCCGAAGAAAUUAUCAAAGUGUAUGAGAAAUGCACACAAGGCAUCCGAAUGAACUACUACCCCCCAUGUCCUGAAGCACACAAGGUUGUAGGGUUAGCACCACACUCGGAUGCAACUGGGCUAACCCUCUUGGUUCAAGUCAAUGAAGUUCAAGGGUUGCAAAUUAAAAAGAACUCCAAAUGGGUUCCUAUCAAACCUAUUCUUGGAUCAAUUAUCGUCAACAUAGGCGACGUCAUGGAGAUAAUGAGCAAUGGAGAAUAUAGUAGUAUUGAACACAGGGCUGUAGUUGACUUUGAAAAUGAACGCCUUUCAAUAGCAGCAUUCCAUAGUCCUGGUAUUGAAGCCGUGAUCGGACCUUUAAUGGAGCUAUGUAAGGAGAAGACACCAAAAUAUAAGACGAUCGAUGUAAAGGAUUACCUGAGGUUGAUCAUUACCAGCAAACUUGAUGGAAAAUGUCUCAUUGAUCACAUGAAGAUUUAA